Leopardus geoffroyi (Geoffroy's cat) is the source of this 3288-nucleotide messenger RNA. RefSeq names its product protein phosphatase 4 regulatory subunit 3C (gene PPP4R3C). Gene Ontology annotation, molecular function: protein phosphatase activator activity. The coding region runs from base 263 to 2617 and encodes 784 amino acids. The transcript has a single exon. The record is from RefSeq and is a predicted model, not a curated record. NCBI's taxonomy places the organism in Eukaryota, Metazoa, Chordata, Mammalia, Carnivora, Felidae. Gene Ontology annotation, biological process: protein dephosphorylation; DNA damage response. Gene Ontology annotation, cellular component: protein phosphatase 4 complex; nucleoplasm.
CCCACAUUAAGAAGAAAUAUGCAAGAACAAAACGGAGAAAGGCGAACAUAAGAUGAAAGCAAGAGGAGGCAGGACUCCGAACACUACAGACCUCCGUAACUGCCAGCUUCGCGACCGCUAUUUCUCCGCCAUCUUCUACUGUGAUUUUCCUAACCGGCCGCCUCGGCUACCGUCGUCGCUGCCCCAACGACGGCAAUAGCCGUUGAUUCUGGGCAGGCGCGAGCCAGCCACCUCACACGCGGAUGCCACCGCUGCCGAGAAGAUGGCAGAAAGCGCCAUGGCGGACAAGUGUUGCGUGAAACUCUACAACCUGAACCGAGAUCAACAGUGGGAUGACCUAGGUACCGGGCGCAUCUCUUCGGCUUACGUGGAGCACCUCCAGAGCGUGUGUCUGCUAGUUCAGUCGGAUUCCAGUGAGGCGCUAAUCCUGGAGUCGAAGAUCAAUUCAAAUACGCCAUACCAGAGGCAACAGGAAACGCUGAUUGUUUGGUCAGAAGCGGAGGGCCACGGUAUGGCUUUAAGUUUCCAGGAUGCCGAAGGUUGUCAGAAGAUCUGGGAAGACAUUUGCCGAGUUCAAGGUAAAGAUCCAUCUGUCCUUAUCACACAAGACCUCUUAGAUGAAUCAGAUCAGUUUGAUGACAUAUUCGAAAAUGCUGAUGUGUUUGACUUGCCUAGCUGUGAACUCGGUAAACUUGAAGAUAUUGAUGACGUUGUUACCUCGAUUCUCGCUUUACCUUUACCUAUCCAUAAGGAAAGACUGGCUCUGAUCUUAGAAAAUGGGGACUAUAUUAAAAAUUUGCUGCAGCUGUUCCACACUUGUGAAGACCAAGGGGACACUGAAGGUUUACACCAUUUGUAUGAAAUUAUUAAAGGCAUCUUAUUCCUUAACAAGACAUCUCUGUUUGAGAUCAUGUUUUCUGAUGAGUGUAUCAUGGAUGUGGUGGGAUGCCUCGAAUAUGACCCUGCAAUGGCUCAGCCGAAAAGGCAUAGGGAAUUCUUGACUCAACAUGCGAAGUUCAAGGAAGUUGUACCAAUAACGGACUGUGAACUUACGCGAAAGAUACAUCAGACCUAUAGGGUACAGUACAUUCACGACAUCCUUAUGCCGAUACCAUCCAUAUUUGAAGAGAAUUUUCUUUCUACUCUUACAGCUUUUAUUUUCCUCAACAAAGUCGAGAUAGUCCGCAUGCUGCACGAAGAUGACAACUUUUUGUCCGAAGUUUUUGUGCAGCUAAGGAACGAGACUAUAGAUGAUGAUAAACAGCGCGAGUUGCUAUUUUUCUUCAAGGAAUUCUGUAAAUUUUCACAGACAUUACAGCCUCCGAACAAGGAUGCCCUCUUCAAAACAUUGACACAUUUGGGAAUUCUUCCUGUUUUGAAAACCGUGAUGAGCAGGAAGGAUUUGCAGGUACGAUCAGCUGCUACCGAUAUACUUACUUAUCUAGUAGAGUGUAGUCCAUCCAUGAUCCGAGAAUUUAUAAUGGAAGAAGCCCAGCAGAAUGUAGAUGGUAACCUUUUCAUUAACUUAAUAAGUGAGCAAAUGAUCUGUGACACUGAUCCUGAGCUGGGAGGUGCUAUUCAUUUAAUGGGACUUCUUCGUGCUCUAAUCCAUCCUGAAAAUAUGCUGUCAACACCUAGUAAAUGCGAAAGAAGUGAGUUUCUAUAUUUCUUCUACAAGCAUUGUAUACAGAACUUCAUAGCACCACUUUUUGCCAUAACUUCAGAAAAUAUAUGUGAAGGGGAUAAUGUAGUUGGAGCUGACAAAAACAGCCCCAAUAAUUAUCAAACAGCAGGGCUGCUUUCUUUAAUUUUGGAGCUGCUCACAUUUUGUGUGCAACAUCACACAUAUUACAUAAAAAACUAUAUUUUGAGCAAUGACUUGCUAAGAAGAGUCUUGAUCUUGAUGAGUUCAAAGCACACUUUCCUGACCCUGUCUGCUCUUCGCUUUAUGAGAGGGAUGAUUGGCCUUAAAGAUGAACUUUAUAAUUGUUACAUCAUCGAGGGAAAUCUUUUUGAGCCAGUUGUAAAUGCUUUUCUGAAAAACGGGACUCGGUACAAUAUGUUGAAUUCAGCUGUUAUUGAGCUGUUUGAAUAUAUAAGAGUGGAAAAUAUCAAAUCUCUUGUUAUACAUACAGUUGAGAAGUUUUAUAAAACACUUGAAUCGAUCGAAUAUGUUCAGACAUUCAAAGGAUUGAAGAUCAGAUAUGACGAAGCAAAAGAUCAACAAAAUCAAAUUCGGAAGAAUUUACAUUGUAUACUGUAUAGUCAAAUACUCUGCAGAGGAAUCAGAGUCUUGGAGAAGGAAAAAAUGUGUAUUAAAGAAGAUUCAAAGGAAGAAGAAGCAGUUAUGCCACCAUUGGAAGAUGAUUAUCCAGAUCCUUAUGAUAAGUUUAUGGAGACUAAAAACCCAAAAGAAAAUGAAGACAAGGUAGAUCUUCCUAAAAGAACAUCUUCUGGGAACUACAAAAUCAGUUCAUCCCCUUCUGCUGGUGGUGCUAAUGAAACGAGUAGCCAGAGCAGUAGCAGCACGGUUGGCUUAAAGAAUGAUCCAGAUGAUGAAGAAAAAGAUGAAGGAGAUGAAACAUCGCCCAAGAAGAAACCACAUCUUAGCUCGUAAAACCUGUAACAUUACUAAACUCUACUUUACUAAAAUUACUAAAUUCUACUUUACUAAGUUCUACAUUACUAAAAUUUUAUGAACAUCAAUUAGUGAAAAAUCUGAAUCCAAAAGCUUUCUCAUUUGAAGUUAAUAAAUACACAGAAGGAAAGAUGCUCAGUGUUAUCAUCUAGGAGGUUUUAGUUCUAUGAAAACCAAACUUCACAGAAUUAAAAUAAUAAUAAUAAUAAUAAACUAACCAGAAUCUGAAUGAUAACUUCUUUGCAAGAAAAAUCUUGUUUUGGUGGGGGGAGGAAAUAGGUUGAUGAUAUAAUAUUAAUGCAAUUUUGUUCCAGGGGUAUGUUUUUAAAGCAACUAUUAACACUGCAGUUGCAAAGCUUCUAAUGUGACUUGUUCAAUGGUUCUGGUUUUCUUUGCCUCAGUAGCCUUUUUUGAAGUAAAAACUUAGGUUUAUAUGGGAAACAAAGACAACUGUAAUAAAAAAAAAUUAAGCUAUUCACAUUUCUGCAAAGAUUUAACACAAAAUCAGCCUCUGGGUAAUUGGAGGGAAGUAACUUGCAGUGUGUGUUUUUCAUGAAUAAAAAAGAAAGCUGGAUUCAAAAUCUGCAGUUGUUAAUUUAACUUUUUUUUUUUUUUUGGAGGGAAGUAACUUGCAGUGUGUAUUUUUCAUG